AUGUCUUCUCGUGAUUCCAACCGCGGUCGUGGAGAUGCACGAGGCGGACGACGUGACUCUGUGACUGGCUCCCGACCCUCGACCCCUACCCGAGAAGGUUCACGCCCUAUCACACCCACCGGCGCUGGUGAAGCUCCUCCACGAUCUCGCAGUCCCCAGAGAUCCCGGAGUCCCGAAAGAAGCGGACGAGGCGGAAGUGCGAGAGGACAAUCGUCAGGCCCUCCUCGAGGUGGCCCUCAACAGCGUGGCGGCCCUCAGCAGCGUGGUGGCUCUCAUCAGCCGCGUGGUGGCUCUGCAGGUUCUCUUCAGGAAUACCACAGUGCCCCGACUGUCAAAGCGGACAGACAGGUAAUGUUCACUACUUCACUUCCCGACAAGCAGGUGGCGGACUUCGAGAAAAAGUCCUUGGAAUCCAAGAAAAACAUCAAGCAAAAGCCCCAGCGAGACUUUCGGGAUAGCAAGACCCGGUCAGAGAAACCACUGGUUCACUUUGAAUUGAGCCGCCGUCCCGGUUAUGGCACCAAAGGGAAACCAGCCAACGUCCGGGCAAACUUUUUCUCCAUGAGCUUCAAGCCGGAUGCCAAGUUCUACGCGUACACUGUGAAGAUCGUUCCAGAGCCGAAACAGAAGCGUCACAUCCGACAGAUCUUCGCGCAACUCGUGCUGCAAUGUGAUCACAUAAAAGGCUGCCUGCCUGCGACAGACGAGGCUCAGUGGAUUGUGACUUGCAAGCCGCUUCCUUUCGAAGAGACAUUCGCCAGAUGUGACCCUGACGAGGACAAGAAGUGGGGUAACACUUACACUGUUAUGUUCUCUCUGCAAGACGAGACCCCCAUUCCCUUGAAGGGGUUGCUCGACGGACUUGCGAACCCCGACAUCCAUGAAAAAGUCUCAGACGAGGACUACGUGGUUCAGCUCCUGAACAUUUUCAUGACGAGCGCUGCUUAUGGCGACCCGGGUGUGACAAACGUUGGCAAAGGUCGACUCAAAUUUUUCUACACUGAUCACCGUCAAGAAAGCAUGAACCUCACCGGAGGACUUGAAGUUCUCCGUGGCAUCAUUUCAAGUGUUCGCCCUGCUGGAAAACAAAUUUUGCUGAACCUCAAUGUCAGCAAUAGUGCGUUUUAUCAGCCUAUGAACUUGGGCAACUACAUUGAUGAGGUUCUUCGAGGAAACUUCAAUGACCGCGAAAUCCUGAAUCGCUACCUACGCACCGUCAAGAUUGAACUCAGACAUUUGCCCAAGAUCUUCGACGAUCAAUUCAACCGGAUUUACCGCACGGGUUCUGUUUGGGGAGUAGCCAGCAAGGAGGAUGAGACGAGGCACAAGUCCUUCAAGGUGAGGUUCUGGUACAUCAAGGAAGGACAAUCUGAGGGCCGGUGGGUGACCGUCACAGAGUUUUACAAAGAAAAAUACAAGAUCGUGCUGAAGGACAGGAAUAGACCGGUGGUCAAUAUUGGCAACUUCGAGAAGGCCACCUACAUUCCUGCCGAACUCGCCUGGAUCAAGCAAGGACAUGUCUUCAACGGCGAGCUGACUACUGCGCAACGACAGAAUAUCAUCAAGUUCAGCUGUCGACAACCACCGGACAACUUUGAGACCAUCAGAACUCUCGGCCGUGUUAUUAUGGGAAUGAACGAUAACCACUUCCGCGACAGACAAAUCAAAUUCUCCGAUGAGAUGCUUGUCGUUCCUGCAAGAGUACUCGAUGCUCCAUCGCUGAAGUAUGGAACUCGUACGGAAAAGCCUCAGAGAGGUUCCUGGAAUCUUGUGGGGAAGCAGUUUUCUGCAGGUGCCACUAUCGAGACCUGGGCUGUAUUGUGGAUUAAGACCGUUGGCACCAGAACUCCACCCGAUCAGGUCCAGAACGCCGUGGAAUCCUUCCGGAAAAAGAUGGCCGAAAUGGGCAUGCGAGUUUCACAGCGCCCCAGUCUCGAGUCCGUUGAUCUCAAGGGUCCCAUGAAAGAGCAGUGCGAAGCACUCCAGGGAGUACUCAGGAAGUUGGCGGAGAAGAAGCCUCACCUCCUGUUGGUUGUGCUUCCCACAGGGCAAGACCGGAUUUUCCGGUUCGUCAAAUGGGCCACUGAUUGCAAACUGGGCAUUCCGAAUCACUGUGUCCUCGUCGAGAAGUUUUCGAAGGGCAACCCUCAGUACAUGGCAAACAAUGCGUUGAAGGUUAACCAGAAGUUAGGUGGUGUCAACCACACCCUUGACACUCCGUCCUCUGGACUCCUGGCGCAGGGGAAAACUAUGGUCGUUGGAAUUGAUGCUACCCAUCCUUCUGCUACUGACUGUGAAGGCUUCCCGACAGUUGCUGCCAUUGUUGCUAGCUCCGACGCUCGACUUGGCCAAUGGGCAGGAGAAUCCCGCAUUCAGACUUCCAAGAAGGAGAUUCUCGAGAACCUAGAGGAGAUGAUCCUCAAUCGUCUUCGGCGCUGGCAAACUGUCAAUAAAGCACUCCCUACAAGCAUCCUCGUCUACCGUGAUGGUGUGAGUGAAGGCCAAUACCAAGAAGUGAUCGGCGAAGAGAUGAGAGCGCUUCGCUCCGCCAUCAAGAAACUCUACCAGGGCUCCUCGCCGAAAAUCACCUUCAUCGUGGUUACCAAGCGUCAUCAUGUCCGCUUCUACCCCACCAACCCCGACGGCUGUGAUGACAAGAACAACUGCAAGAAUGGCACCAUUAUUGAUCGAGGCAUAACGCGUCCCUGGUACUACGACUUUUAUCUCCAGGCACAGGCUCCUCUCCAAGGUUCGGCGCGCCCUGCUCAUUACAUUGUACUUCACGACGAGAUCUUCUCUCAGAAUCCGAAAACUGCGGCCGAUGAUCUACAGCAGCUCACCCACAACAUCUGCUACAUGAUGGCUCGCUGCACCCGCUCUGUCAGCUACGGAACCCCGGCUUUCCUCGCUGAUCGUUACUGUGACCGUGCUCGAAAGCACGUUGUUGCUUGCUACGAAUGGAAGGAGGCGCAAAACCCCACCACUAAACGAGUUAACCUCCGACCUUCCCAGCCCGAAGUUGCGAUUCACCCUCGUCUUCUAGAGACUAUGGUUUACAUUUGA
This is a messenger RNA of Penicillium manginii, 3063 nucleotides long. RefSeq lists its product as uncharacterized. Gene Ontology annotation, molecular function: RNA binding; protein binding. The coding region runs from base 1 to 3063 and encodes 1020 amino acids. Lineage: Eukaryota; Fungi; Ascomycota; Eurotiomycetes; Eurotiales; Aspergillaceae. The record is from RefSeq and is a predicted model, not a curated record. The transcript has 4 exons.